This is a messenger RNA of Lipotes vexillifer (Yangtze River dolphin), 1458 nucleotides long. RefSeq names its product vesicle transport through interaction with t-SNAREs 1A (gene VTI1A). Gene Ontology annotation, biological process: vesicle fusion with Golgi apparatus; macroautophagy; intra-Golgi vesicle-mediated transport. The record is from RefSeq and is a predicted model, not a curated record. NCBI's taxonomy places the organism in Eukaryota, Metazoa, Chordata, Mammalia, Artiodactyla, Lipotidae. Bases 91 to 744 code for a protein of 217 amino acids. The transcript is spliced from 8 exons. Gene Ontology annotation, molecular function: SNARE binding; SNAP receptor activity. Gene Ontology annotation, cellular component: Golgi apparatus; SNARE complex; ER to Golgi transport vesicle membrane.
CUUCCCGCGUUCCUACACCGUCCUUUCCUGACCCGCGUAGCCCCAGCCCUGACCUAGGCUCCGGCCCGGGCCGGCCACUCCGGAGCCGCCAUGUCGUCCGACUUCGAAGGCUACGAGCAGGACUUCGCGGUGCUCACUGCAGAGAUCACCAAUAAGAUUGCGAGGGUCCCCCGACUCCCACCUGAUGAGAAGAAGCAGGUGGUUGCAAAUGUGGAGAAACAGCUCGAAGAAGCAAAAGAACUGUUGGAACAGAUGGAUUUGGAAGUCCGAGAGAUACCACCCCAAAGUCGAGGAAUGUACAGCAACAGGAUGAGAAGCUACAAGCAAGAAAUGGGAAAACUUGAGACAGAUUUUAAAAGGUCACGGAUUGCCUACAGUGACGAAGUACGGAAUGAGCUCCUAGGGGAUGAUGGGAAUUCCUCAGAGAACCAGAGGGCACAUCUGCUCGAUAACACAGAGAGGCUGGAAAGGUCAUCUCGGAGACUAGAGGCUGGGUACCAGAUAGCAGUGGAAACCGAACAAAUUGGCCAGGAGAUGUUGGAAAACCUCAGUCAUGACAGAGAAAAGAUACAGAGAGCACGUGAAAGACUUCGGGAAACAGAUGCUAACUUGGGGAAAAGCUCCAGGGUUCUGACAGGGAUGUUGAGAAGAAUCAUCCAGAACCGCAUCCUGAUCGUCAUUCUGGCCAUCGUCCUGGUUAUCACCAUCCUGACAGCGAUCACUUUUUCUGUCAGAAGACACUGAUGUAUCUGCUCUUCCUUGAUAAACAGCGACCAUGGCUCGUUCUGAGUAAUUAAGACAAAAUGGUCACAUGAAUCAUUCUCUCGCGCUGACAGGGCCUGAAUGACCCUCCCUCUCUCUCACCGCUGUUCAGCUGAAGUGCAAAGAGUGUAAAAAUAUUUUCUAUUCCUGUUUGCAUGUGGGUUGGCUUCGUUUUCUAGGUUUGUCUUCACCCAGAUUUGUUUUUCAUAGGGGAAGGCGAAUGUUUAUUUGCCUUUUGGUAAUUUCAUCUACUGACCAAAAUAGCCUCGGUGACAUUCUUGCUUGCCCUGUGGACAUGUCAGGGGUCAUGGUUUGGGAGAGGGCAUGAUGAGGCAGUCACGGGGGCUUCUGAUGGACUGUGCUGUUUGUCACACACCUCUUGUCACCGAUCAGCCCUUCUGUGAUGUGUGAGCAUGAAAAAUGCAGAGGCAAGCAGCGGCCAGAGCCAGUGACUGGCCCAGCAAACCAGCCCUGUUCCUCCCCAGGCAUAAUGAAUAUAGUCCACCUGCCUGAGAGCUUUCAUCGUAAAGGUGGGUAUUUAAUAGCAGUUGUGCAGGAAAUUGACUUAGCACUUUCCCUGUUUUUCUAUGCAUACAUAUAUUUUUUUUUACCCAAGAAUAUUUUUUGCUGAGACUGCCCAAUAUCCACUUUUCACCACUUUGAUUACUGGCUACAAGAAAGAUUUCCUUGCCUUCC